CCCUGUCCCCGUCGCGUUCCCCUCCCUGGCCGGCCCCCUCGCGCCGCCCGUCCCCGCCGGCGCCUGUCCCGCUCCCGGCGGUGGCGGCCGGGGAGGGCGCCUCAGCGCGGCGCCGUCAUGGCGCUGGAGGUGGAGGCGACCGGGGCUCCCCUGAGCUCUUUCCUGAAAGACUUCCCGUCUCCGCUGGGCCCGGGGGAGCCGCUGCCGUGGAGCUCGGCGGGGAGCGGCGCCCUCAGCAAGGCCGAGGUGCCGGGCGCCCUGGCCGAGCGGGCGAGGAGCCUCCUGGGCGGCAGCAGAGGUGUUUCACCACUUCUUGCAGCAUCGUUGAUCCAUGCUGCAGUUAAUGAAGUUCUCCAAACAGACUUGGCUGAAUUCAAGCAGCAAAAUGUGGAAACAGAGGGAGAAGGAGAUGAGGAAAGGUUCACCUUGCUGGAUGGAGAGUCAUUGCAGCGUUGCUUCUUUAACAAGCUCUGGGAUGUUUGCUUUGAGUGGCAGAAGCAGUUGCCACCACUGAGACCACUGAAGCGGUUCCUGCUUGUUUCUAUCCAUGCCAUCCGUAACACCCGGCGGAAAAUGGAGGACCGCCACGUUCUGCUCCCAGAGUUCAACCAGCUCUUUGGUUUAUCAGAUGACACUGAUCGUGCUUUCUUUGCGGUAUUUGAUGGCCAUGGUGGAGUGGAUGCUGCCAAUUAUUCGGCAACCCAUUUACAUGUAAAUGUUGGACUACAUGAAGAGAUUGUUAAGAAUCCAGCUGAGGCCUUGAAAUGCUCUUUCCAGAAGACAGAUGAAAUGUUUCUUUUCAAAGCCAAGAGAGAGAAGCUGCGGAGUGGUACAACAGGUGUAUCUGCACUGAUUGUAGGGAACAAGCUACACAUAGCAUGGCUAGGGGACUCGCAGGUAAUGCUUGUACAGCAAGGAAAAGCUGUGACGUUAAUGGAACCUCACAAACCGGAAAGAGAAGAUGAGAGAGAACGUAUUGAGACUCUGGGUGGUUGUGUGACCUAUAUGGACUGCUGGCGGGUUAAUGGUACCUUGGCUGUCUCCAGAGCAAUUGGUGACAUAUGUCAGAAACCCUACAUCUCAGGUGAUGCAGAUGGAGAUUCGUUUGAGCUGACUGGUUCUGAAGAUUACUUGCUCCUAGCCUGCGAUGGAUUCUUUGAUGCUGUCAAGCCAUAUGAGGUUGUAGACUUGGUCUUAGAUCAUUUAAUGCAAACCAAAGGAGUGGGUCUCAAAGCAGCAGAAAGACUGGUGGCUGCUGCAAAGGAAAAUGGAUCCAGUGAUAACAUCACUGUUCUGGUGGUCUUCUUGAGGGAUCCUCAGGACAUCUUGGCAGACUGUCUCAAAGACCCUAAGAGCCUUGGGGCUGGUGAUGACGCUCAGAGCUCACCCUUUAACUUCCUCAGCUGUGAGGCGGCAGCCACACAGUGACAAAAUGUGCUUAAUCCGAACAUUCAAAUAAAUUCACAUAAGGAACUGCUUUCCACUGAAGAAGCCUCUAAUAAAAUAGGUAAAACAUGUCAGGAGAGAAAUGACAAAUGGACAAACAUUUAACAAAAAGGCAAGACUCCUUUUACUGAAUUCCCAUUUGUCUUUUCCUUCCUUUCUUCUCCCUUCAAAAAACACUGAGCAGAUGUGGAGAUUUGUACACCUAUUUUGUCUCUGGGAGCAGACUUCUAACAUGUGUCCCAGGGCUGCUGGUCAUGUCCCUCUGCCCUGGAAGUGGGAAGAAACCAUAAUAUGUAUAAGCUAAUGGGUGAGAACACCCGUUUGUGAAUUCUGAGUGAAAAUUGAAAAUUAGUGCUUAAAAAGAAUGCUGUAUGUUGUAUUUAAUUGUGAUGUUAGUUUGGAGAUUGGGAGGACAGAUAGAAAAGCUUGUUAUUGUGUGUGGUCUGCAGGAACAGGCUUGGUGUGUGAGACUGGGUGACACCAUUAUACUGUGUAAGUUGCUUUUGUUUUGUACCAAAGAUGAAAUGAGAAUGAUGUGGCCUCUUCAUUCAAACAGAGACAUUUAAUUUUGUUUGUAUGGAGAGGAGAAAAUAAAACUGACUGAAUGCUCCAGAAAAAGAGCAAGAGAGCUAACUAGAAAUAUCCCAGGCAAAAUGAUGCAAAUCAGCUGCUUCCUGGGAUGCUCUGGUUUAUAAACUGGAAUCCAAUAUUUAACUGCACUGGAUUAUUUUCCCCUAAAAAAACAUGCUCUAGUGGCUGUUUGGCAACCUGAAAAGAAAGGACCCUUAUUGUUGUAUUUGGGAGAGAUCUUUACAGUAUGUGUGCUCUAGCAGUUAAAUAUGCUGUUUCUGCCAUUUUUUUGUGUACUAUAACAAAUGAGAAUUUUAUUUUUAUUCUAAAUGCGUGUUUAUUUACUGAACUUUACAGUUGGAGGAAUUUUUUGCAGUGUUACUUUAUUGUGGUUUUUAUUUAAAUUAGAAUUUUAAAGUGGCUGUGUCUUUAUUAUCUGGGUUUAAAAACUGACUACCCUCAAGUGCCUUAAAUAUUUCACCCAAGGAUUGCUGGCUUUCUAUCAUAUUCUGGUGAGCCAGUUUAUAGUGUUUUUAAAAUGUGACUUUUUUAUUUCAAUACUAAUGUUUAAUGCACUUAAAUGUUUCUUUUUUUGUGUGAAUUAUUUUAGUGGGAACUGGAUUUUAAAAAACAACUUUCAUUGUUGCCAAAUCUUGUGGCUUGCCAUAAAAGCUUCAGAAUACUUACUGUGACUUACCCCCUACCCCAUGCAAAAAGCUGUAGUUAACCAUAAAGCAGCAAGUCUGAGUCAUCAUGACUUUCAUUUAAAAACAAAUAUGCUUUUGACCUUCACAAGAAAAUGUAAUAACACAAACUAGAAACAGUUUAGUAACAGUUUCUGAUUAAUAGAUGGUUAAUUUGGCCAUACUCUGUGAAUUUUUUGGGUCUAAGUAACUCUCUAAGGAGAUACAAAGCUAAGGGGAGGAUGAAAGAAUCCUAAUGAAUGUGUAUGUUGUUGUGCAACUGUUAUUUCCAUUACGUGAAGGAGCCUCUGGUUGUGUUUUGUCUUGCCUUACUAGCCUGGCUAGCAGGACUCGACAAGAUCUGAAGGCUCAACAGUAAAUGUGUUAGUAAUUCCUGUAUCUAAACAAAAAGUGCUUUACAUCUGGCCCCAAGAUUGUGUGCCUAAUUUAGAAGCACAUGGCAUUGCAAUAUGUCAGUGCUGUUGAUUAAAAUGUGUUGAACAUUAUUGUUGCUUAGGAAGGAAAUUUAGGUAGAAAAGUUGAGAUGGCUGAAAGGAAGAACAGUGUCUCUGAAUCAUUAGCUAGUGUAGGGCAAUGCAGCUACCCAAAUGACUUGAGUGCUUUGCUGGAUUACUAUGAACGAUCAUAUAGUUUAAUGUAGAAACUCCUCAUAAGAUACCAUCUCAUUGCAUAGCAACUCAGAUAGUGACUUCCUUGUUCUGCUAUGCAGCAACAGGGAGCCCUGAGAGGGUUGCAGGUGUUUUUCUGUCCUCCAUUUUGCUGUCCUAAAAUAUGUGGAGAAUGCUUUUGGUGAUGGCAACCUGGUGUUAGGGGGCUAUCAAUUUUUGUAGUGAACCUGCUUCAGUUAAGGAAGCCUUUAGACUUGCUUAGUAAUCUCUUCGGAUUUACCAUCUCCUAGCUCUUUGAUUUCUAACCCAGAUACUCAGUGUCAUGCUAAGUUCUGAUGACCACUAGUGCCUCUUGGUGUCUUGGAAAUAGUUCUCAUUAUUAAUAUGGUAAGGAUCACACAGAAUUGUUUGAUUUCACUGCUGAGUGAGGGCAAGCUGUUGUAUUCAUGAAGGGAGGUGUGCAAAGUUGGUGAGUUUGUAGUAUAGCUUGGUUUCUGAUAUUUGCCAAAUUUCCUGAAACAUGGAGGGACCUGAGCAAGCCAAGUUCUUCAUAAUGAUCUUUGUAUUUUGGCCUUUUUGGGGCAGAUUUGCAUUACUGAAGAAACAAAGUCUUAAGACCUUCAGUGAAUUCUUAGAGUUAUGUGAGAAUAUCUUUCUUUUGUUUCAAAUUUGAUAUUGGUUUGUUGGUUUUUUUUAUGGGAGCUGAGUGAAAUGGGCCUUUAAAAAGCUGUCUGUGGUCAUCAGAAAAUUUAAUUCUCAAGCUGUGCUCUCAGGAAGAAAUCCUAUGUUCUGAGAAGCUGUUCCCCUAUAUAGAGGUUUUCAUUCUGAAUGACCUGUUGCCUCAUUUCUUUGAGAUGUAAGGGAUAGAAGCAGUCUUUGGGAAUUCAGAUUUCAGUAGGGAUUAAAAAUAUUUCCUUUCUUUUCAGAGACUUCUUGUUAGCUUUAAGAAGUCUGCUCACAUCUGUAGGAGUUGUAACUGGAUCACGAAUGGCCGUUUGUAUCCUGUCAGUGGAAUAAAUAAGUUCUAAUGUGUCAUCUACAACAGAAUUCCAAAUACUGUUUGGGGGGGAAAUCGGUCUUGGCGAUGUCUUGUCUAUCCUUGGCAGCCUGAUCAAAACCUAUGGAAACUCUUUUUUUUUUGAACUGAAGCCGCAAGAUUACAAUUUUAUGCUGAACCAGUAAUGAAAGCGUGACACAGGAUGCAAGUAUGGGUUUGAAAGUGCACUUUUCAAUUCUGUUGCAAAUGGUUAUCAGGAUGGUCUAACCCUUGGGAUGGGAAGGCAACCUCCAGGUUUUGUUUCACUUGUGACUUUGAGAUCACUUUUAGAAGCCACCAGCUGUAACGCAUAAUGCUGUUACAAGAACUGCCACUAGUAUGGGUGGUGAGGAGAGAGGGAAGGAGCUCUAGCAGAAGGUAUGAAGUUGAACUAAAUAUUCCAAAAUAUGAAAUGGUGCUAUGUUUUGAAUUUACAGUCCUAAUCUGCUACAUCAUCUUUUCUUACCUUUCCUCUUAAAACUUCUUGGAUAUCUGGCGUUGGCUGUUCUGUUUUCCUUCCCUCUCUUGGUUAAAAAUAAGACAUGAUUUUGGUGACAGAGUGCUCCCACCUAUCUGGGACUUCCCGGUGUCAUCUGCAAGUACUAACACUUGUCCACCAAUGUCAAAUCAACUAAUGCCAAAUGGAAUGAUUUGCCUGUUUCCUUGUUGUCUUUCUGAAUAGCCUGCAACAAAACCAAUUCUUGAGUCUAGCCAAACUCUCUGAAGCUGUAGUAAAUAGCUGAAGGAUUCCAUACAAAUGUGCAAUGAAAAAUGAGAGUAUUUUCAUAUUUUAUUAGACUCCAAAUGAAUGGUGCUGCUGCAUUUUAGCCCCCAGCUUCUUAAAGCAUCCGGCAUAUUUAAAACACAGCAUGCUUAAAUUGUUGUAUUGUGCUUAAUUAAAAACUAGCUUUAGUCAUUCUGCUUAGUGGGUAUCCAGUAUCUCCUUUGCUUGUGGGUAAUUCAUACUUCUACCUUUCUCCCUUUCUUUCCCUUCCCUACCUCACCCUCUCCAACAAAGAAACAUACCUAAGACAGUAUUCUGGGGCUGACAUAGACAGGAUUAUGAUUUUACAAAUUGCAUUUGUUGAGGGGUUGGUUUAGGGUUUUGUUUUCUUUUUGAGAAUAGGAUGGAAAUACAGGAAAGUCUUUAGAACAGAGGGAGAUUAAGUAAAAUCCACCCUCUGAGUGAUGGAGGAGUGAGAGACAGGAAUGCAUUUAACUAUUAUUAAUGCCUAUUUUAAAAAGGAAGUGGGCUGGAAAAUAGAGCUACAAAUGUCAGUUCUUUAGAGUGAAAUACCAGUGCCUGAAAGAAUUAGAAACACACCCAUUAAAAAGGCAAAACUCAGAUAUGGUAACUCUGUCUUCAAACAGCCCAGAAAGGAAUCACAGUAAAAGCAUCCAAGGUGACUUACUGUGACCCCUCAACACUGUCUUGGAAGCUAAUAGUACUAAAUGGAUUUUUCUAAACAUCCUUCUGCAUGAGGAGCAGCUAAGAGGGAGCAUCCAGUAGAUGUAGUUGCUGGUCACUGCACAACUGCUGCCAUGAGUAAGUGCCAUGAAGUGUGUUAAUGAAUCGAUACGGCUGGUGAGCUCUCAUAAGAUGAGUAAUUGGGCACAGAGUGGUUACAGCAGAGUUGGCAGUUGAAUAGUGUUAAUCACAGUGAUGACUUUAAUAGCAUUUAAUAGACACUUAUCUGAAUUCAAAGUCAGAUGAGAUGCUGCUCAUUUUAAAAGCAUUUCCAGUGCUAUUAGCUUCCUGUCAUGAAAAGGCACUAAAAUUUCCAUUUUUUUGUUGGAUGUUGGGAAAAGUGCUUCUCUUGCUUUCUGAAUUCUGGAGAUAAGUUGGCUGUCUGCACUGGAACACUCAUUUUCAGCUGAUAGCUUAAAGCAGUUGUUUGAGUUUAAAACUUCCCUCCCAAGCAGUCCUUUAAAAAGUAACAAAAAGGUGCUUCCAAAACAAGUGGCUGAGAAACAUGAGUGUUUCUGAAGGGCCCUGACAAAAGGUAACCAGCAAAUACCCUCAGUCUGUAAAGAACAUAGGCAGUUAGUUGGACUGCUUAAAGUCUAAAUUAAGAUUGCAGCUCUACUCUUUGUGUGAGACCCUGUUGGUUAAAUUACUAGUGUUCUUAUGGAUGCAGGUACUUAAUGCACAGCACCAGACAUGGUCUAUUUCCAUUCUUACAGUACUUAGGUAUCAAGCAAAUGCUUUAGGGAGAAGGUGGGGGGAUGUUAGCCACAACAGAGCAGAUUGCAGAUGAUUCAUAUACAAUUUAGCUCUGGUUAAGCCUGAUUUAAAUUUCCCUGCUUAGUUCUAUUACUGUCCCUUUUACAAUUGGGCCUGUGCCACUGCACAAAAUCCUAGUAAGAAGUAACGGUCCUUCGCCCCUUUUUGAGGAGCAAACAAGUCCUGGUAGACAAAAUGUCAUUUAGGAAGGGUUGGAGAGGGAGAAAAAUGAGCUUUCAAAUGAGUGCAGAAUUUCCCAAUCUAUGCUAAGUUAUGUAUUCUCGCUAAACAUGUGUUUAUAGCAGGUCUGAUUGCAUUUGAGCAGUUGUCCUAGAAAGCAAUAGGUUUCCUGCCAAGGUAGGCAUAACCUUUAAAACUGGCAGCACCAAACCCAAGAGGUUAGUCCUCCUUGCUUUCCUAAUUCAAGCCACUAAACCAGCUAGCCCUGGUAAGUAUUUGUUUUGCAGCAUUGACAGCUCUUAAGAGCUAAGCCAGCCACUUUCUGCAUAUGUUUUGGUUAGUUUUAAUGUAUUUGUUGGAUUUCACUGUAUCUAAAGUUAUUUCUGUUGAUAGCAGUUGUAUCAGCUGAAAAGCAGUCAAAUGGAGACAUGAGGGGGUGACUGGACCUGAACAUGUAUCUGUCAUAGAGAUUUCUUAAAAUACUACCUUAUUGUGAUAACCUUAUCUCUAAACAGAACAGGAAACCAGAAUCUGACAGAGAAUCACUUAAACCUUUAGUUUGGUGUGAGCCGUCAGAGCCUGGACACUUGCAAGCCUUCCCUACAAGCUGUUCAGUGUUGCCAGUUGAAUGGAUUUUCUGAGCCCUGCAUGCUGCUGCUGGUGCACACAGAAAUAAACAAAAGACAGCUGUGUUGGCAGCAGAGAAAAUUUAGCAAGAUGCUGCUUUUGUCAACCAGAAGAGGACAAAAUCGAUAGGAAAAGAAAUGUUUUCAAGCAUCUUGGAAUGCAAACAAUGGAAUACAGAAAAAAAAAAGCAACCUAGAAGAGUUGGCAGCACACUGUCAGCUGAAAACCACUGUUUAAAGCAAAUGAAUUUGGCUGCUUUGUAAUGUCUGCUUUAUUUUGUUAACAAACUCCUCUCAGUCAGGGUUCCGUAUCUUGUUGAUAUGUGCUUUUUAGUCUGAAGAGAGAAGAUAUAUUUAACUUCCUAAGGAGCUGAAUGUAUCUGGGCUUUGUGACUAGUUAGAUUGUGAUUAUUGAAUUUUCUCUCAACUAUUAAGCCUGAUUAUUCGUUUCCAGGAGAUAUUAAUAGAGUGAGUACUGAAAUUACUAAUGAUGAAAUGGUUCUGGAUUUCCAUGCACAAGAAGUUUAUCAGUCUUUCCUGAUCCACCAGAUCAAUUCUUGAAGUUUAUUAUCAUUUGUGAGGCAAUACCUGAGGCUUAUGGAAGGUUUGUCUCUUUGGCAAACGGAGCAGGAAGGUGUGACCAUCCCUUACUGCACAAGGUAUUUAUCCUUUUACCUAGGGGGUGAUGGUUCCUUUUUGGAUGUCUUAAGGAUAAGGAGAUAAUGGUUAGAGUACUAGAGAGAAUAUGGGCACCUUCUCAAGGCAAUUAAAUACUAUGACUUCCUCUUUUUGUGUUGCCCUUUCUAACUUGGUUAAAUGGCAUUCUGCUUAAUACUGGAUGAUUAAUGCUGCUUUCUUUUAUUUUAUUUUUUUCCUUUCAGUGUGUUUAAUAAUAAGGUGUUUGUUUGGGGGGUUAAAACCUUAUACUGGAAAAAACAAACAAAAAAAAGGCCAGUAUAGUUUUAGCUUGAAGUACUUUUAACUACUUUGAUUACUUUUAACUUCCUCUUCUACAAGUCAGUCCUGCUCUAUCUCCUCCUUAUUCUCUUCCCAGUUUUCUUCUAUCCUUUAUAUCCUUUUACACUGCCAGUCCCCCUCCCCAAAAUGCUGCUUCUUAGACUGUAAACUCCGUUGGCUGUUAAGUCAGUUUAGUUGCCACUUCAUAAUUUUCAUUUUAUCUGUGUUCAUAGUGAAUGUGGUCUGAUCUUUGGAGGCUGCAACACUGAGUGUAGGAAGUACCAUGUCAGCUAGGACAAUAAGAGACUACAACAACUGUUACGUCUUUGGCAUUGACCACUAUUGGAUGUGUAAGAAGAAAAUGCUGUUAUUUGCAUGUUAUUCCAUGGGAAUACUUAAGCUUAUUUCAGGUAAUAGUAGCUCUCAUCCUGAACACAGGACUUCAGGAAUAUUCUUCUUUGUAUUUCCUUGUUCUGCAGAUUGUGUUUUCAAACAUUUGCACUGAUUAGAGUAGGGAAAAAAAGCCUUCUGACUUUCUUCACCUCUCCAGUUCUCUCUUUCUUGCCCUAGUUGGCGGAACAGGCAGGAUGGUAACUGCAGCAUACCUUGUGGCUAAUCAACCUCUCAGUCAGUGUAAUUCUUCAGUGUCUGCUCUGUACGACAACUUCAAUCUUGUGCUUAUUUAGUGGUAAGUUAGACUUCUGUAACUACUUCUGCUGACUUAAAAAAUUGUGUUCUUAUCAGUAUUAAAAUAGUACAAGAACAGAACUGUUGCUUUAGGCACAUUUCUUGCCACUAUGUUGGCUAAUGAACCUUGAAUGAAAGUAAGAGGGCCAGUGACUUUGAAAUAGAAGCUGUUAGCCAAGUGUUGUAGAAUUGUAGUCCUUAUUUAUUUUGUAUGCUAAUCUGCACUUGUGACCCUGAGCAGAAAAGCUGCAGUACAGCAGGUUUUAUAAACUGUGGCUUAACCAGUUACCUAGUAUCUUAAAACUCUUACUUAAGCUGUCUGGUUUUGUGCACAGGUCAGAAACCUGUUGUCAUCGAUCAUUAAAUGCUAUGCAUAUUGUACAUUCAUUUACAUGGAUUGUUCUAACAGUGCUUGUGUGUAUUAUGCUACAUUACCAUAUUUUUUAUAUAUAUGUAUGUAUUGCAUGAGGUUUAAUUGUUGGGGUUUUUUGUAUUGUCACUUUUAUAUUCACACAGUGCCUCAUGUAUCUAUUUGCAUAUUGCAAGAAGUUGUUUCAAAGCAGUGAUUGGAACAGGUGGGGAGAAAAACUCGCCACUGUAGGACCUGGUGUUUCUGAAGUAUUAAUAAAGUAUAGUGACUCGAA
This is a messenger RNA of Pezoporus flaviventris, 9682 nucleotides long. RefSeq names its product protein phosphatase, Mg2+/Mn2+ dependent 1F (gene PPM1F). The coding region runs from base 118 to 1428 and encodes 436 amino acids. Gene Ontology annotation, cellular component: cytosol. Gene Ontology annotation, molecular function: cation binding; protein serine/threonine phosphatase activity. Gene Ontology annotation, biological process: negative regulation of protein kinase activity; protein dephosphorylation. Lineage: Eukaryota; Metazoa; Chordata; Aves; Psittaciformes; Psittacidae. The transcript has 7 exons. The record is from RefSeq and is a predicted model, not a curated record.